Messenger RNA from Pocillopora verrucosa, 1170 nucleotides. The record is from RefSeq and is a predicted model, not a curated record. NCBI's taxonomy places the organism in Eukaryota, Metazoa, Cnidaria, Anthozoa, Scleractinia, Pocilloporidae.
AUGGAUGAGACCAUUGGAAAGAAUUGUCGGGAUUUGGUUUUCAGUACUACCAGACUGUUCGAGGGGAAACGUUUGAUUAACUAUAUGAUACGCGCCGUUGAAGUCAAAGACAAGAAAUUCUGUGCAGCAUUAUGCUUUAUGGAGAACAACUGUUUCAGUUAUAAUACAAAGACCAGGAGUAUCAAUGGAAAAUUGAAAUGUGAACUAAAUAAUGCUACACACGAAGAACACGAGAACGAUCUUUUGGAUAACCCGGACUAUGUCUACCGCGCAGCUGAGAAUGCUUGUGCCAGUAACCCUUGCAGUAAUAAAGCUACCUGUCAAACGGGUUUCACGAACUUUGGAUAUCGUUGCUUGUGUCCAAGAGGAUUUACGGGUCAGACUUGUGAAAAUGAAAUUGAUGAGUGUUUUUCGGGAACACACAGUUGCAAUGCUAAUGCAGAGUGUACAAACACGGUUGGUUCGUACAACUGUACCUGUAGACCUGGAUAUUAUGGAAACGGAAGCAGCUGCGAAGCAAUAUCCUCAUGUAAGGAAAUUCACGACAGCAAUCGGUUUAUAGAGAACAAAGCUUACUUUUUGAAAGUUGGAAAUCAAAGUAUUCUCGCCUACUGUGUUCUGAACGAAACAAGUUUGGGACCUUGUGGAGGAGGUGGCUGGACGCUGGUCAUGAAGAUUAACGGAGCACAGCAAACAUUUCAAUAUGGCUCCCCUUUAUGGAGCGACAAAACUGCUUUCAAUAUCGUGGGAGGUGAGACAGGAUUUGACGAACAAGAGACGAAAUUACCCACUUAUUGGGAGACACCCUUCUCAAAGAUUUGUCUCGGCAUGAAGAUCCCUGGUGAACAAACUGUGCAUUUCAUCGCUGUAAUCCGUUCCACAUCAUUGGGCGCCACUAAAUGGAAAUCGCUCCUUGGUUCCCAAGGCUCUCUUCAGCUAGGCUGUAGAAAGGAAGGGUUCAAUGUAAUUUGCAACAGUCAGAUCCACGCAAAAGCAAGGAUUGGCAUCGUUGGUAACAACGAGGCCGAUUGCGGUACUUGUGAUUCUAGAAUCGGGUUUGGCACGACCGGCGACCAUGAUUCAUCGAACACGUGCGGUAACGAGGCAGUCAUCGCCCCAGAUAAUGGUGACAAGCAUAUUAAAGCCAUGGGAUACAUUUUUAUUCAAUGA